Molecule: messenger RNA, 1293 nt
Organism: Symbiodinium necroappetens
Lineage: Eukaryota; Dinophyceae; Suessiales; Symbiodiniaceae
Source: the annotation of a GenBank genome assembly
GACGUGAAAUCCUUGCCAUUGCUCAUGGUGUUCGACCUGGAUGGAGUCUGCUGGUCUCCCGAGAUGUAUCAGACCAAGGGGGGUGAACCCUACAGCCUCGUGGCCCAGGGCUUGGUCAAGAACUCGAGGGAUGAGGAGAUCCGGCUCUUCCCGGCGGUCCAGGCAGUUUGGAAGAUGCUUCACAGCCCAGAGGCCCGCUCACGCGGCGUGCGCGUGGCAGUGGCCAGUAGCUCCCGCAGGCACAAGGCGGUGCCUUUGCUAAAAACGAUGGAGAUUGUGCCCGGCGUGUCUAUGUGGGACGUGAUCGAUCCCAAGCUGUUCGAGAUGUACUACCGGCGCGGCGAGGGCAAACGGCCGCACUUGGAGGCACUGCUCUCGAAGUCUGCCGUUUCUCCCAGUGACGUCCUUUUCGUUGACGAUGCUGAAGAGAAUGUUCAAUCUGUGAGGUCCUUGGGUGUGCAAGCAGUGCACUUGCCACAGGGACUGACCCAAGAAGCUUGGUCACUUGCUCUGGAGAGCUACGCACAAACGAAGCUCACGUCUGAUCAGAACCUUGACAUCUUGAAGGCACUGAUGGAGGAAACGGACAUCAGGAUAGCAGAGGUCAAACGAGAUGCUUACGAGUUCAGGCGAGACAUCGUCGUUGGUGCGGAGAACCCUCGCACUGGCAAGACCGUCGCAGAGAAGGUCCUCAAAUACAUGGAAGACAAGUUGACACAGAAGGAUAUGCAAAUCAACAAGCUUCUGAUGAAGAACCAAGCAUACAAAGUGGCGAUCAAGAAGGCUGAGCAGCAGUUGAAGUCGAAAGCGGAAACUGGUGACGACUUGCAAUACAUUGACUUUCAUCAGUUGCAAAUAGAAAACUCCCAGUUCGUCAAGCGCAUUGAGGAGGCAAAUCAGGAGCUUAUUGAGCUGAAGCGGCGUGCUGGGAGGACUGUGAAGAUCCUGAACAAUAUGAAGAAGCGGCUUAGCAGCCUCACUGCCGAGGCCAAGUUUCUGCAAGAUGAGAUCAAAGACAGGAGGUCAAUGCUGGCAAAGACGGAGAAGGACAUCUGCAAGGUGGUCGAGGAGAAAGAAGCAGCGAGAAAGGAGCAUAAGAAGCUUCGAGCGCAGUCUCGGCAGUCGCCAGAGAUGCCUCAAGUGGUAGAUUACGUCAGUCAGAAGGCAGAGGCAUACGAGCUGGAGGCGCAGAAGCGCAACUGGGAAAGGAAAGUGGAGCUGGCGGAGACGGCGGCCAAACGCAUUCGUCAAGCUGUAAAGAACGGAACACAGCUGCCUGCUGGCCGAAACUGA